AUGGAUACGGAAUAUGCCUACACGAAAAAAAGAAUGCAUUUUGGAAAGAGAUGCAACUUCUCCGAUUUUGACAAAACGGAGAUAGAAAUCAAGUCGAAUCCAACGUUGAUGAGUAAUUAUGUUAGAAUGGAUCCUGUGACACACGCUACACAGUGCAGUAAAGUCUAUGCAGUUCACGAAGUAAAUACAACUACUGCAACAUAUAAAGACAACAAAAUGUUUCAUUAUGAAGGUGGGUGGCCGAAAGACAUAAAUAUGAAAGACUUAGAACAGACAGUUAGAUAUAGACGCAAGAUCGAGAAAGACGAAUUGUACAUUCAUACGAUGCUUCAACUGCUACCUUCAAUGGAGCACUGCAUUUUGCAAAAUAAUGCUUGCAACAUUUACGAAGAAUAUUUUGCCGAUGUAGAGGUGACCCCAUUGAUACAGAGAGCUUUCUCACGUACGGUGAAUGUUUAUCGCGAUCCUUUAACACUAAAACGGCAGAUUACUCAUCUGUCGUGGUCGCCAGAUCAGGGUAAUCGUUUUGCGGCUAGUUACUGCAAUGUCGAUUUCAAAAAAACCUCCAGCAACAAUUACACCUCGUAUAUCUGGGAAGUAGAAAAUCCGAAUAAUCCCUAUAUGGCGUUAAAACCCUUUUGCCCGAUCUUAACAUUGGAGUACAACCCUAAAGAUAGCAAUACCUUGAUAAGUGGUUUGAUGACUGGGCAGGUGGCAUGUUGGGACAUCAGGAGGGGCUCAGAAGCGGUAGACAUUAGCUUAGUCGAAUUUAGUCACAGAGAUCCCUGCGAUAAGACUCUGUGGAUCAAUUCCAAGACUGGUACUGAGUUCUUCAGCGCUUCGAAAGAUGGACAGAUAAAAUGGUGGGACACUAGGAAGAUGCAGGUGCCGACGGAGACUUUGAUAAUAGAUUUGCAGAAACCAGAGAAUCAGAAUGUGGAUAAGGCUACUGGCAUCUCGGCUCUUCAAUUCGAACCUUCGAUAGGAACGCGUUUCAUGUGUGGCUUGGAAAAUGGUAUCGUAAUAUCGGGAAACCGCAAAGGUAAGACUCCCGCUGAAAAGAUUGCAACGAGAUUUAAAGCCCAGUAUGGCCCGGUUAUAAGUCUGGAGAGAAAUCCAACCUUUGUAAAAAACUUCUUGACAGUCGGCGAUUGGACCUCGAGAAUUUGGUCAGAAGAUUGCAGAGAAUCUUGUAUCGCUUGGACACCAGGUCACCGAGAUUUUUUAACGGGUGGGGCAUGGAGCGCUACGCGUUACUCCGUAUACUAUUUAAUUAAAAUUGAUGGGACUUUAGAUGUUUGGGACUUUAUAAUUCAGCAGGACAGUCCGGUUCUCAGCAUAAAGGUAUGCGAUGAAAGUUUGACUUAUUUACGACCUCACGAACAAGGUCAACUGGCUGCGGUUGCUAAUAAAAAGGGUUCUACUUAUUUGCUAGAAUUUUCGGAAGCUUUAACAGUCAAUCAAAAAAAUGAUAAAUUGCUGUUAACCGCGCUUCUCGAUCGUGAGACGCGCCGCGAGAAAGUGAUAGAAGCAAAAAAUAGAGAACAACGAUUAAAAAUGAAGACCUUGAAGAUGCACGGUGAAUCGGAUUUCACCGAUGUUUCCUCGAAACCGGAUGAACGGGAAGAUUCUAAAGAAUCUUCCGAUGGUUUAAUGAACGCGCUGAUAAUGCAAUGCGAACAGGAAUACGAAAAUAUAAUUAACGCGGAAUUAACGCGACAAGUAGAAAUAAAUACUGUUGAACUAAAUAACAACGUGAUGCAAAAUAAUGUAAUUAUGAAUUAAAAUGAUUAUAUAUAAGUUAAUUGAUAUAAUUUAAUUAUGAAAAAUUAAUAUAAGAGAAAUAAUUUGGUUUGUCUUAGUUAGACUAUCAAAGUAUACAUUGUAGGAAAUAAAUAAUUUAAAAAGAUGUAAUUUUUAUUUCAUUAAGAUUCUCGUUUUCU
Pogonomyrmex barbatus (red harvester ant) is the source of this 1943-nucleotide messenger RNA. Its product is annotated as dynein, axonemal, intermediate chain 2. Gene Ontology annotation, biological process: cilium movement; outer dynein arm assembly. Gene Ontology annotation, cellular component: outer dynein arm. NCBI's taxonomy places the organism in Eukaryota, Metazoa, Arthropoda, Insecta, Hymenoptera, Formicidae. The record is from RefSeq and is a predicted model, not a curated record. Gene Ontology annotation, molecular function: dynein heavy chain binding; dynein light chain binding.